Chionomys nivalis (European snow vole) is the source of this 3077-nucleotide messenger RNA. It is a transcript of the gene Rsph10b, whose product is annotated as radial spoke head 10 homolog B. The transcript has 20 exons. The coding region runs from base 153 to 2780 and encodes 875 amino acids. Lineage: Eukaryota; Metazoa; Chordata; Mammalia; Rodentia; Cricetidae. The record is from RefSeq and is a predicted model, not a curated record.
AUGAUUGGAACCGCUCUCAACAUAAGCGAGAUGAAGAAGCUCAUCACUCACAUGGGUAAAACCCAUCCAUGCUUUGAAACAACACUUCAGCCUACCGAAGGAAUCGUUGGCUAACUCUGUAUCUAAGGUAAACUCUACCUCUUCCAAAGGCCAUGGUGAAAGAAAAGAAAAAAGCAGACAAGAAAGGCGAUAAGUCGGCCCGCUCUCCGUCCUCCAAUUCGGAAAACCCAGAGGCUUUCAAAGAUGGCGCUGGGAAGCAGGAAGUACCGACUGGUGCCCUCCCAGUAUUGGAAAUGCCACUCAAGCAGUUGGCACCCAAAAGAGACUCUGCAAAUAUGUAUCAGAAUGAAGAUGAAACCCAGUAUGAAGAGCCCAUCCUGACCAAACUCAUUGUGGAAAGUUAUGAAGGAGAGAAAAUCCGAGGACUGUAUGAGGGAGAAGGCUUUGCUGUCUUUCAAGGUGGAAACACCUACCAUGGUAUGUUUUCAGAAGGACUGAUGCAUGGACAAGGGACUUAUAUCUGGGCUGACGGACUGAAAUACGAGGGGGACUUUGUGAAGAAUAUCCCCAUGAACCAUGGCGUGUAUACAUGGCCAGAUGGCAGCACGUAUGAAGGAGAAGUGAUCAACGGCAUGAGGAAUGGAUUUGGUAUGUUCAAAUGUGGCACACAGCCCGUGUCCUACAUCGGCCACUGGUGUCAUGGCAAGAGACAUGGGAAGGGCUCCAUCUAUUACAAUCAAGAGGGAACCUCUUGGUAUGAGGGAGACUGGGUAUACAACAUCAAAAAGGGCUGGGGAAUAAGAUGCUACAAGUCAGGAAACAUAUAUGAAGGCCAGUGGGAAAACAAUAUGCGCCAUGGGGAAGGCAGAAUGAGGUGGCUGACCACAAAUGAGGAGUACACUGGCCACUGGGAGAAGGGGAUCCAGAACGGCUUUGGAACAUACACAUGGUUUCUAAAGAGAAUCCCCAACUCUCAGUAUCCUUUGAGAAACGAAUACAUAGGAGCAUUUGUAAAUGGAUUCCGUCACGGACAUGGGAAGUUUUACUAUGCCAGUGGAGCAAUGUAUGAGGGAGAAUGGGUUUCGAACAAAAAGCAUGGCAGGGGCAGGAUAACUUUCAAGAACGGACGAGUGUAUGAAGGUCUGUUUUCCAAUGACCACAUUGCACAGUACCUUGAAACUGAAAUCGAUUACACACGCACCCUAGACCGUCGGUCAGAUGUCUCCCAAAGGAGCCGGCCGCCUCGGGGAUCUUCUGCCAGUGCUGAUAGGGAGCCUGAGACCCUGCGAAAGUUGGACGGCAGCGAAAGCCAUUCUGUGUUAGGAUCCAGUAUUGAACUAGACUUAAAUUUGUUGCUGGACAUGUACCCUGAGGAAACCCAAGAAGAAGAAAAGAAGCAGGUGGAAUACGCAGUCCUGAGGAACAUUUCGGAGUUAAGGAGAAUCUACUGCUUCUACAGUGGCCUCGGGUGUGACCACUCUCUGGAUAACACCUUUCUCAUGACAAAGCUUCACUUCUGGAGAUUUCUGAAAGACUGUAGGUUUCACCACCACAAUAUCACCCUUGCAGAUAUGGACAGGGUGCUAAGUGUCUAUAAUGGCAUACCAAUCGAAGAAAUCCAUUCUCCGUUCAGAACUAUACUCUUAAGAACAUUCCUGAAUUACCUCCUGCAGUUGGCUCACCACAUCCAUCACAAAGAGUUCCAAAACAGAAGCCCAUCACUCUUUUUGUGUUUUACAAAACUGAUGACUGAGAACAUUCAUCCACAUGCCUGCCAGGUAAAAGGUCAUUUAUUCAGUGAGCAACAGCGGACGCUCUACUCAAUGAAUUAUAUCGAUAAGUGCUGGGAGAUUUACACGACCUACUGCAGACAAAACGAAGCCCCGCCCUAUGAGCUAACAAUGAAGAUGAGGUAUUUCCUCUGGAUGCUGAAAGACUUUAGGAUGAUAAAUAAGGACUUAACCGCGACCAAAUUUAUGACUGUGAUAGCAGAGGACAACCCUUUUGUGUAUGAUGGAACUGACAGCAACUUUGAACUUGAGCUGGUUUUCCUGGAAUUCUUUGAAGCUCUCUUAUGCUUCUCACUCUGCUGCAUUUUUGACCGGAUGACUAGAUCCUAUUUAAAAGUUCCAUAUGAUGAUGCUACUGGAAACCGAUACGGCAGCAUUCACACAAUACUCAACCAGAGCAACCACAGGAGCCCAAGUGCAAUCACGAGCCAUGAUUCCGAAGUCCAUUUCAGCAGCACCAAGUCGUCUUCUGACAAGACAGGAGUUUUGCCUGACAGUAAAAUCAGGAAGUCAGAGCCCAAGCUCAAGAAGUCCCUAAGUGAGGACAAAGACAAAGACUCCAAAAUGAACCUCAAGAAUCAAGGAAGAGGGCUGGUGUUUUUGUCCCCUCACGAGAAAUAUGAAAAACCCAAAGAUGAGCAGAAAGAGAAACUCAACAUAUGGGUGAACAACCUCUAUGUCUUCUUUGUGAGCGUGCUUUUCAGCGCCUACAAACGUGAGGAGAUGCUCAAGGGGAAGAUAAAGGAGAACCGGCUGGAGCAAGCAGCACUGGCUCAGCAGAGGCAGAUAGAGGAUGAAGAGCUGGAAGCCAGGCUGAACAUCCUACGGGAAGAAGAGGCCAAAAGACAAGACUUCGAUAUUGACAUCACUGUGUUAAAGGAGCCAUUGGAAGCUCCAUCUUCACUGCCACUCACACCCAGCCCUCCUAAAGAGGACUUAGUUUCCACCCAGACCAGCAAGACCAGCCCUGGCAAGAAGAAGAAGAAGUGAAGGUACUGGGAGUCAUGGCUGAACUACAAGGACAGCAGACAUAUUGAGCUCUGUGAUGAGUGUCCCAUAAAAUAAAGGGUUUGAGCUUAGCUUCUGAUAGAGUUUCUAAGGUGCUCUACUUAGGUCCACAUGUGAAGUUUCUUGUAUGGCUACAUUUGCAAAAACUAAACUAAAUGACUAUGCAGACAUGCAUAUAUUAGUAAAUGUGUAUUAAAUAUAUUUUUGUAAAUCAACGUUAGCUGAACCAAGAGGUCUAUCCCAGCACUCGGGAGAUACAGGCAGGAGACUGCUGCAAGA